AUGCCGCGGAGCGGUCUCGCCUGUUGGCCUGCCAUCCUGCUGGCACUCGCCGCACUCUCGGGCGCCAUCGCCUCCGACGCCCAGCAGUGCCCACCCGAGGAGGAGGAGGGGGCGGCCUCGCUGGUGCAGAUGCCGCUCGGCCGCUCGCGCGGGCAGGGCCAGGGGCCGAUCGCGGCGCUGCGCACCGUGGGCCAAGAGUGGUACGUGCAGCGCCAGCAAUGUGGUGGUUACUCGGAAGUGUUCUGGGCCGGAGACUGCCAGACAGCAGUGGACAAUCCGAUGUGGUCCGUGAAGUUCUCGUGCCCCUCGGGUGUGUCCGGGGAUAUCAGUAGCCAGCUCUUCUUCAACGAGGACUGUAGCGGGUCGCCACAAACGAACUCUAUUGCACAAGGCGUGUGCGUGGAAGGCGCAAUGGGCCCAAGUUACAAGUACACUUGUGUCGGCGGAUUCGGCUACAGGCACCACGGCGGGCCCUGGUUCCCAGUGCUUCGAAGCUGA
Messenger RNA from Prorocentrum cordatum, 498 nucleotides. NCBI's taxonomy places the organism in Eukaryota, Dinophyceae, Prorocentrales, Prorocentraceae. The record is from the annotation of a GenBank genome assembly.